Messenger RNA from Pecten maximus, 9322 nucleotides. RefSeq lists its product as uncharacterized. Bases 266 to 4567 code for a protein of 1433 amino acids. The transcript is spliced from 2 exons. Lineage: Eukaryota; Metazoa; Mollusca; Bivalvia; Pectinida; Pectinidae. The record is from RefSeq and is a predicted model, not a curated record.
AUAUAAUCACAACGUGUUUUCCCUGCCGCCAUAUUGGUUUGCAUAGAAAGGCAUGCUGGGUAUGAAAAGAACAAGAUGGCGAGAAUAGGCGAGUGCGGCAGUCCGUGAGGCUAACAAAAAAGAACGUGGAUUCCAGCCACAUUGAACCGAUGAUGAAAGUUCCCAGAAACUGAAACUUUAUACUCGCCAAGGGGAACUUUAUACAGGGGUGAAGUAUCGCCUCUACCAAGAACUCAAAAAACUGAAUAACCACCCAACAGAUUUAAUGUUUCUGCCAACCACUGCCGCACAAAUGCUAGCCAUGGAGACAUUUGCCUUUGACAAAAUGAAGUCAAGUCGUCGAAAACAAAGCAAACCUAUACGGGUAUCAUAUAGUGCAGAUAGCGAGGGAGGAGCUGAUCCCGGGGCUGCCUUCCCACCACAGAAACCCCCUGAGAUUCAGGAGGAGUUUGUUAACGGAGCAGGCAGUCCUGGGAUAGACUCGGAGGGACCCAUGGAGGAGGACCAAAGGGCUAUGAACUUCGAACAAAGAAGCCCUACAGAGCACCAAAUACCUCCUUUAGAAAGAGAACUUAGUAGUCCUCUCGAAGAAAAGCAGCCAACACCUGUUGCUAAGGAGAUGGAUGCUCUAAAGGAAUUCCCAUCAAAGUAUCAUCAUCUUCAACGGAUCAGUGAGGAAAAAUGUCCUCCUCCUAUUUUUCCAGACAUGGAAUCUAUGAGAGACUCAUUUCCAACAAAGUAUCACCAGCUCGGUAGUGAACUGUUUCAAGGAAAUCAGUUUGAUCCAAAUGGAGAGGAAAAUGGAAGCGAAUUAUCAGAGCAAAAUGUGAAUUGUGACGAUUCUUCACAAAAAUAUACCGAUCCUAAUGAGGAAGGACGUAAAUUGAAUGGUUCUGGCCGUAUUUUUCAUCAGGAUGCGUAUUGUGAAAUAUGUGAUCGUGAAUUCUGUAAUAAGUACUUUCUUAAGACUCACAAGGCUAACAAACAUGGUAUUUUCGACCCAGCAACUUCACCAUUUUCUAUGAAUACAUUACCACCAAGUAUGCCGCUACCUCAGGAGCUAAGUCCUCCUCAGCCUGUUCUCCCUCCUCCUCCUUCUUCGAUGCCUCCAUCAUCUGCCUCAUCUUUCAAAGUCAUGGACUUCAUUCAAAGUUUACCUGCCUCAGAACCUAAAACAGCAAAACCAGCAGAACCUGCAAAGAUGCCUAAACCAGAGCUGGAAAGUACUCCAGUGUCUAGCGGAAACAGUACUGGCAGUAAUAGCAAUAGUGGAAAAGUUGGCAAGGACAUGGAAGACUUUUGUGAACUCUGUCAGAAACAUUUCUGCAACAAGUACUACCUCAAAAAACAUAAGCAGGAUGUGCAUGGAAUAGCUCCACCAGAAGGGUCAUCAACUGGAAAGCGUGGUGGAGGUGGUCGAUCCAAAGAUUUGCAAGCACAACUUGAUGCAAUCACCUCAUCAGCCGUGGCCUCUGCUACUUCAAUAGCUCCACCAAUGAUACCUCAUUCAAUGGCCAACAUGACAGGUUUGCCCAACAUGCCUGGUGUCAUGGUUUUGAAUCCGUUCAUGGCCCCAAUGCUGAUACCUGCAGGAUCACUGAUGCCACCACACAGCCAGCUCCCAACACCACCUGGAAUGUCACAGCCUCUUCCAAUGUCUGCAAGUAGCCCAGAAUCUUCAACGACCACCACAACUUCAGCCAGCUUACCCAGCACACCAAGUGAUCCCAUGCGUGGAAUGGCUAGCGGAAUGGCUAGCGGAAUGGCUAGUGGAAUGGCUAGCGGAAUGGCUAGUGGAAUGGCUAGUGGAAUGGCUAGUGGAAUGGGAGUUCUUAAUACAGAAGCUUACUGUGAAUUGUGUAGAAAAGAAUUUUGUAACAAAUACUUUCUGAAAGUACACAAAGCCAACAAGCAUGGAAUGUACUUGGAUGAGUUUCCUCUAGGAGUGCCCAUUGGACCUGUUGGACUUCCAGGAACACCAUUCAAACCUUCUUCUUCAAUUGAUUCAACCGCAAUUACCUCAGAAACCCCAGUAUCUUACUCUAAUUCAGAGCUCAACAAAAUGUACAUUAAACCAGAGUCCAGUCCCAAACCUGGCACCUCUCUAGUCACUAGUUCUGCUAGCCAAGAUAAUUAUGUGACCUAUUGCAACUUAUGCAACCAAGAAUUUGCGAGCAAAUACACGUACCGUAUUCAUAGGAUCCAGGUUCAUGGAAUGCUUCAUGAAGGAUUGGAAGGUUCUCUUACAGAGGAAUUUAUGCGAAAUGUGAAUUCUAUGCGUGAGAAAGAGGAAGCAAUGGCUAAGAUUUCUCCUGGAUCUAGAGUAGUCGAGGAACCACAUGUGGAGAACAAAGUUCCAGAAAAUGGCAUGACAACCAUGUUUGGCAAUAUGGUUGCAGCAAAGCUAGCAGAUCGUGUAACCUGUGAUAUCUGUAAUAAGGAGUUGUGCAAUAAAUACUUCCUUAAGGUACAUAAGUAUAAAGUUCAUGGAGUAGGGACUCCCAACACUGACAAACAAGAUAAACUGGGCAAACGGAUGUUUGUUGGAGAUUUUGAGACAAUCAAAAAUGGAAAGCCUGUAGCACCAAAAAUGAGAUCUGAAAGACCUCAUCACUCACACCAAGUCAAGUCUGAACCAAAGGACUUCUCCCUACACAGCCCACAGCUGCCAUCCUCCCUGCCACUUCCAGUUCUUCCCAAGGCCAUUGAGGUUCCGACAGACCUCUCGCCUAAUGCAGUCCUAGAAAAACCAUCCCAUGAUGAGCUCGUCAAGAUGGGAAUUGACCCUGAGGCUUAUUGUGAGAUCUGCAAAAAAGAAUUUUGUAGCAAGUACUUUUUGAGGACUCAUCGCCUCAACAUUCAUGGAAUUCGAAGUGAAAAAUCAGAAUCUCCAGAUAUGGAAAAGUUUUCUCUUGCCAACUUUAUGAAGAACAAUAACAUUAUCAACAACAACAACAACUCCAAUAACAUUAAUAAUAACAUAAGCAUGAACAGCAAUGUAAGCAACAGUAUGAACAACAUCAUGACCAACAACAUCAGCAACAUAAUGAACAACAGCAACAUAAUGAACAACAGCAUGAAUCAGAUGAUGAAUAGCAACAAUACAAACAGUCCAAUUAACAACAACAACAAGCCAUUAAACUUAAGCAUGAGUGGCAACCAAAAAAGCAAGAGCGGCUUUGAAAAGCACACCUGGAGAUGGAAAGAACCUGUAAAUUCCUCACGCGUUAGUUGUGAUAUAUGCAACAAGGAAGUUUGCAACAAAUAUUUUCUUCGUACUCACAAACUUAACAAGCAUGGUAUCUUGCCUAGUGAAAGUUCAUUGUCACCAAGUUUGAAUAAUUCCCCAACUACCUCAGAUGUGGAAACAUCAAGUAACUCAUCCUUGCCUACUGAUCUCAGCAUUCGUGAUAGGAACAAUUGCAGUCCUCUCGGAGUUAGACUUGACAGCAACAUGAUACGCAUGAAUGAAGAGCGCUUAAAGCAAAAAAUGCAUGAUGCACCAUCCAGAAAUUUUAUGAAAAAAAUGGAGGAUGAAGCCAUGGCUAGUCGCUACUUCAAUCACUACAGUGAAGUUUGUUAUCUGUGUGAUCGACGGUUUAAAAGCAGCAAGUGGUUGAAAGCUCAUAUAAUGAAGGACCAUGCUGGCAUGAUCCCAGGAAUGCCAAUGGGAGCCAGAAAAAAUUUGAUGAUGGGCUUUGAUAUGGGUAUGGAGCAAAGGACGUGCCGCCUGUGUGACGCUGUCUUUCCCAGUGAGCUGUCCAUGCAUCUUCACAUGAUCCAGGAGCAUAAUGCCCAGGUCAGUCUUAACACAUCACAGCAGUCGCCAUCACCACCAGAGACACCAUUUGAGCAUGCUCCUGUGCCUCUCCCAAAGAGGUAUCUCACUGGUCCAAAGUUUUCUUUGAAGCGUCGAUUCAGCACCAAAAUCAAACAAAGACUAUACACAUGCUCCAUUUGUGAUUACAAGAGCAAAUGGUUGAAUAAUGUGUGCUCCCAUGAGGUGAAAGUGCAUAAUAUUAUUAACAAGGAAAACAUGCAGGUCAAACAGGGCAGUCAUGGACUUAUUGUUCAUAAAACCGCUGGAAACAUCAAAACCUACAGAUGUAUAACCUGCAAGCGAAGCUUCCCAUCUCCUAUCCUCUGUCAUCACCAUAUCAGGGAGGAACACAUCCGUAAGAGAACAUUUAAAGUCAACAACGGAAAGUCGGCUAUGCGUCUGUCGUGCAAUUUGUGUAACUUUUCAACUGGCUUCUCCAAACAGCUUAAGCAUCAUAUGGCCCGUGUCCAUACUAAGAGGCAAGUCAUGUCGUCAAUGGUCCGUAACAACGGCUUGAGCAUGGACGACGAUGAUUCAGGGAAUAUUGUACGCCAGCAAGGUAGUCUCCAUGCCCAAGCUGUUGAGGACCUCCAGGAAGAUAUGUCUAGUGACGAUCAGCAGUCAUUCCAUCUGGAGGACUGCUCCUCUCAGAGUGACUUUCUCACCUCCGUGGUGAAGAUUCCAGUGAAGCGACGGCUGAGUGCCCCGGUGACCGUUACCUUUCUCCUCACCCCUAUGGAGCAGUGAGUAGGGGAAGCGAUGGGAACUGGUCGUGUGUUCAGGUAUUCACAGUGUAUCAUUGGUGAUGUCAAACUCUGAUUAUUUAUCACAUUAAUUAUUACAGAACUGUGUUUAUGAAAAUGGUUAUGUGCAAUCAGUUGACUAGAUACUCGGUUCUAGUUGUGUGUUUUCCUGUGUUCCAUACCGUGUGUUGUGGUGACGGUCAGCAGAUCGUCCACUUAGUUAUAACUUUCUGUUUGUUUCAAGGCAGCAGCUAAUUUUUCAGGAAAUGUGUAGUAGCUAGCUAAUUCUGCCUGCCAAGAAUCUCAGUAUUACACAUUGGUUCGAUUGUAACACUCCAAUAGUUUAUUUGUUGCUAUGAUCGAUCAAGUUUUGUAGAUUAUAGUUUCCAUUUUUUUUUUUUUUUUUUUUUCAAAUUUUGUUGGUUUGAACCAAUUAUUAUUAUUAUUUUUUUAUAAUUACAAUUCCUUGCAGUUAAAUGAAAAUCUUGCCCCAUAUAUAUACAUAUAUAUUUAAUUUUUUUAGUAAUUUAAGCACAAUCUUGACCUGAACCCCACAAAUUAAUAUAUUAUAUUAAGAUUCUUUGCAUUUAUUUAAUUGAUAAGUUUUGAACUAAUGAAUAGUUAAAAAGUAUAUAUUAUUUGGCUAUUAGUAAUGACUUGUUAUUUAUUUAUAGAGAUGAGAUUUUGUUUGUUUUUUGGGGUGUAAACUCUUGUGAUUUCUAUAUAUAUGACAGGUUUGAUGUGGUGUGUGUGGAUGAUGACAUUAAAUAGGAUUGUUUUCUUAGAAUUGACAUUGUUUUUUCAUUUGGUUGAAAUAUUUGCCUAACCAUAUAAAUGUAUAUAUAUCAUGGUUUGUGUUGGUUUUUCUCCAAGCUUGCCAUGGUCCAGAUGCUGUACAUCUAACCGGAUGUCAGCUUCAUUAUUACGUUUGAAAUUUGUUUUUGUGAAAAAAUAGUAAUUUUUGAAUCUCAUGGUAACAAUUGAUCUGUUUUUCUAUUGUGCUUUAUAUGAGUAUUUUAAUAGCCUGUACAUGUUUAUGUCACAAUUAAAAUGCAGCUCUGUAUAUAUAUACAGUACCUGGCAUUAGAUAGGGACAUAUCCAUGUAAAGGUAUCCAUGCUAUCACUUACCCUAGUCAAUAUCCACAUUCAAUAGCUUUUCUUUAUUUUCUGCAUAGCUUCCCUUAUAAGGAAACACUGGCAACGCUGACCUUAAUACUUGUUUUCUAUUUUAACCUCUAAACUAGUCAAGACAUCGUUUUGAUUGCAUGUUAGAAUUUUAUGACCAACCGACGGAAUUAGGUAGCUGAUGAAAUCUAGCUGAUUGUUGUCAUGGAAACCUACAAUAUGAUUGAAUUAUUAUGGAAAAGCUUUUAUGGGAUUUUUUCCCUGCUUAAUAGAAAAUCAAGACAGAAAAAUAUUGGAUUUACAGUUAUUGACUUUUUUGUUUUGUUUAAAAAUCAACUAUGGUUAUUUCUAUUUUCCAUGUAUACAAAUUUUAAGUUUAGUGUAUAACUGUACAUGUGUUGGUGUUUCCUUCCUGAGGUAUUGUAUGUAUAAAAAAUGUAGUAUAUUUUUCCUUACAAGUGUUUAGAGAUAGGUAUCCCCUGAAGUAUGGCUGUGAUGAUGAUGAUGAUGACCAUCUGCUAUUGCAAGUUACAGACUUGAGCUUGAAAUGUAACAAGAAUGUAUCUAUAUGGAGCACUGCCUUAUUAUAUAAUACGGGUCAUUUUCUAUUAACUCAAAUCUCAAACUGGGCUUGCAAUGUCAGAGUCUUAAAACCAUGCAAUAUUCACUUUUUGUGCAAUUAUGAUAUUUAUAAUAUAUAUACGAUUAAUGAUUUUGUUGCUAUAGAACUUGAUGGAUACUAUUAUGUAUAGAUUUUCCAAAGAGUGGUUUCUUUGAGUUUUAUCUUGGUGAUUUUCGAUCGUCAAGGUAACGCCUUUGAAAUAACCCUUGGUCAUGACUGAACGGUUACCAUGAGAUUCAGAAAUGUCUAUUUGACCAGCUUGGUACUCACAGCUAACUGACAGCAUUGUGUCUGUGUGAACACAAUCACAAAUUGUAAAAAUAGCAACAACUUGUAUGAUGACACUUUUUCCAUGUGUGUGUUUUGAUUGGUUGUUUGAACCCCUUCCCUUUUUCUCCUCAUUCCUAGAGAGUUCCAUGGUCAACAGGUUAUAUCUGUUGGCCACGCAUGCGGAUGACGUGAUUAACUCUAUUUUUGAUAUGCCGAUUUGUGAGGCUCUUGUUUUUCCUGGCUUAACAUAUAUAAUCCUGUUUGAAUAUUAUGAAAAUUGGACAGUUACUGCCUGUAUAUGUGAAUAUAUUGUACUAUAGCUAUUAUAUAUAUAAUUAUAUAUAUAUAUAUGAUCUACCAGGUGUGGUGGCAUAGGACAGUUUAUAUUUGAGUUUGUUUUUUCUUUCUCUCGUCGCAUAAGGAAGUAAUUUUUUUCUUCUCCUGUUAGAUGUAUUGAUAUGAUAAUGAAACAAUGGCAGACUGGAAGCUUCUGUGUUCACUGUAGAGUUGGUUUUUUUAUUGAUUUUGAGUGUGAACGUGUGUGUGUAUAUUUCUCUACAUAUAAAUAUUUAUUGUGUGAUUUCAUAGUUAUAGAUGUAUGCAUGUAUGUAUAUAUAUUAUAUGAGUGCAAUAUGUGGGUAUGUGCAUGAGCGUGUGACUGAUAUUAUUGGGACUUGGUGCAAUGUUCACAUUCAUGGUGCAGUUCAGCUUACUUUCUACCAUUUACUAAAUGUAAAUAACCAUUUCAACAGGUUUAAAAGUCAUGGUAGGAUGAAAAAAGAUUUUAUGAGAUUAUUAUAUCAAAUUUUUCAAGACUUAAAAUCUUGAACCAUUGAAAAGACUAUCAAUAAAACCGUAUAUGUUAUUUAUAGAUUAAGUGAUAAAGAAAUUAUGUUGUAAUCUUAUGUAGAUUUAUAUAGGAAGAAAAGUUGACAAGUUAAAGCUUGUAAAGUAUACUGUAUUAUGAGUUUGUCAAAUGAGCCAGUUGAUGUGUGAACAUAUAAGCUUCUGCUCUGCCAUUUAAUGAUGCAAGUAUAUGUACAUUCUAGUCUUUCCUGGCCAUAUAGGUCAGCUUACCAAAGUUACCAAAACUAGACCAACGGACCUCAUCCAACACAAUUUCCAUCUGUAUUUUAUUUACUAUAGUCUAGUUAAUUAGUAAAACCUCCGUCUAUAUAUCACACAAGUGACUCCUAAAUAUUGAUAUUUGUCAGAUUUUUUAUUUGUAACUUAAUACUGUCAUAACCACCAUUAUUUUUGUUCAGCUUAGGUUAUUUUUGAAAUAUUUAAAAAAACAAAAAUAUUAAUGUUCAGUAGAAUGAAAAUAAAUUAGAAUUUCAUGGUGUGUUAACCAUACUUGUGAAAGAAAGAAAAAAACACAAUGUAUGGUUUAACACUGACAUGGUAUGUGACUGCCUACUGCCCACACUACCGGGAGAUGUGAGAAAGCUAGUCAUAGUGUUUAUAUGUGUGUGACCGGUCGGGCAGGGCGGGGCCGGUCACUUCUGAUGCCCUAGGGGACAGGGUGUGCCAUCCUUUAAUCACUACCUCACUUUAUAUAGUCAAAUAUUUAUUCUGUGUAUUCAGAAGAAACGUAAUUAUAUUUUGGUCUUUACACAAAACAGUAUUUAAUAUGUGUCGAUGGAUAAUAAGUAUACUCUAUUGUUGUAGCUGUUAGUGUAUUUAUUGGUGUCCAAUUGUAAAGACGUUUGUGGCGUAGGGUGGGUGCUGUCCAGCGUCAUGUCCAGUUGUGGUAAUGUCUGUGGGGUACGGCGGGCUGCCGUCGUGUGUCAGGCCUGUUGUAUUAGGGAAAUAUAGGCAGAAAACUAUGGUUACAUUCCAGAACUCUGGGAAAUAGUCCUAGUACAGUCUUAGUUAGUUCUAUUAGAUAGCUGGAAAAGGCCGCUAACAUCACUAUGUGCUUCACUCUGUAACUUUCAAAUGAUUCUAGGACAAUUUGGCGGUGGCCAGCACCUGGCUGUACUCAGUAAAUAAUGUGUGUUUGGUAUUGUAGUCGUACGUGUUUGUGACAAGUUUAUAAUGAAAACAAAAGCCAGCGUAAGAUGUUGUUUUACUAUGGUUUAACCCUCAACCCAGGGCAUCACAGUCUUUUUUGUAAUUUCGUUGAGCAAAACAUAAUUUAUUAUAGAAGGUAUUAUUAUUGCACUGUAUGUCAAAAAAUUUAUGAAAAGUCAUAUAUAUAUAGCACUACAACUUAAGGCAGAGAAUAACAAGUUAAAUGCGAAGCGAAAAUAUACAAAUUAUAAAUCUGUAUUUGACAAAUUCAGGGAGUUUUAUCAAAGUUUAAUGUAUAGACACAGUAGUGAAUAGACUGUAUGUCCUCGUGUAGUCAGAACAACAAACUUCUUGAGAUGGUUAUAACGAGUGUUGUCUUCAAGUGACAAUCGGUGUUGAAAGCAUAAUGGAUUUAAGUCUUUGUUUCUUUGAGUUUUUGACAAAUUUUUGUUGCGAAUUCUUGCAUAAAUUUUAAACUAAUUUAUUGUACACGCCAACAAGAGUCUUCUGCACUCGCCCCAUAAUUCCACCACAUGUGGUCACGUAUUACGUCUUAUUUAUUGACCCCGAAGCACGGGUGUCUAAUGUUGAUUUUUCUAAUGGCAUGUGUGUUCUUUUGUCAGCUAUGUUGAUAUUCUGUUUUUCUGUAUAGUGGAGUGAUUUUCCCUCUUCUACACUGUCAUUAGAAUUUUUUUUGCAAUAAAAAUUCAAAGGUUGUCCUUAAA